Messenger RNA from Mus caroli (Ryukyu mouse), 2413 nucleotides. It is a transcript of the gene Pura, whose product is annotated as purine rich element binding protein A. Gene Ontology annotation, biological process: regulation of transcription by RNA polymerase II. NCBI's taxonomy places the organism in Eukaryota, Metazoa, Chordata, Mammalia, Rodentia, Muridae. The record is from RefSeq and is a predicted model, not a curated record. Gene Ontology annotation, molecular function: RNA polymerase II transcription regulatory region sequence-specific DNA binding; DNA-binding transcription factor activity, RNA polymerase II-specific; purine-rich negative regulatory element binding. Gene Ontology annotation, cellular component: nucleus.
GCACGGAGCGCCGGGUUACGCGCCGACGUCUGGCUGCCACGACUCGCCGUGGCGGCGGCGGCGGCGAGCGGAUCCCGCUAGGGCAGGAGGAGAGAGAGGGAGAGAGAGAGCUGACGGGGGCUGUGAGUGAGCGGGAGGAGCGGGGUGUCAGCCCGGCCGGCCCGCGGGAGCGAAAGCCAGAGCGAACGAGGCCCCGAGCCCGCCGCGCGGCCGCCGCCUCCGCCUCCUCCCCUCCCCUCGCGCGCGGCCCGCCCCCGCCCCCGCCCGCAGCCCGCCCUCCUCGCGGCUCAGCCCGCAGAGCCCGAGCGAGGCGCCGUUCGGCUCGCGCGCCGUCCAGAACAGGUGUGCGCGCGCCUCCCCCCUCCCUCCCUCCCUCCCUUCUCCUCCUCGCGCCCGCCUCGCGCGCGCCGGCCUCCCUCCAGCCUGCGCCCUCCCUCACCUGCGGCAGGACAGCGCCCGCCAGCCCGCCCGCCCCGAUCUCGCGAGAGUGGCUGACUGGCUGUGGGGGUUGCGGCGGCAGCAGGCGGAGCCGGGGAGGGAAAGCAGCGGCGGCUGAGGCGACUGAGGCGGCGGGCGGAGCGGCAGGCGGCGGCGGAGCGCAGCAUCAUGGCGGACCGAGACAGCGGCAGCGAGCAGGGUGGUGCGGCGCUGGGCUCGGGCGGCUCCCUAGGGCACCCGGGCUCGGGCUCAGGCUCCGGCGGGGGCGGUGGUGGCGGCGGGGGCGGCGGCGGCAGUGGCGGCGGCGGCGGGGCCCCGGGGGGGCUGCAGCACGAGACGCAGGAGCUGGCCUCCAAGCGGGUGGACAUCCAGAACAAGCGUUUCUACCUGGACGUGAAGCAGAACGCUAAGGGCCGUUUCCUGAAGAUCGCAGAGGUGGGCGCUGGUGGCAACAAGAGCCGCCUCACCCUCUCCAUGUCUGUGGCCGUGGAGUUCCGCGACUACCUGGGCGACUUCAUCGAGCACUACGCGCAGCUGGGCCCCAGCCAGCCGCCCGACCUGGCCCAGGCACAGGACGAGCCACGCCGGGCGCUCAAGAGCGAGUUCCUGGUGCGCGAAAACCGCAAGUACUACAUGGAUCUCAAGGAGAACCAGCGCGGCCGCUUCCUGCGCAUCCGCCAGACAGUCAACCGGGGGCCCGGCCUGGGCUCCACGCAGGGCCAGACCAUUGCGCUGCCCGCACAGGGGCUCAUCGAGUUCCGUGACGCUCUGGCCAAGCUCAUCGACGACUAUGGAGUGGAGGAGGAGCCGGCCGAGCUGCCCGAGGGCACCUCCUUGACUGUGGACAACAAGCGCUUCUUCUUCGACGUGGGUUCCAACAAGUACGGCGUGUUUAUGCGAGUGAGUGAGGUGAAGCCCACCUACCGCAACUCCAUCACCGUGCCCUACAAGGUGUGGGCCAAGUUCGGACACACCUUCUGCAAGUACUCCGAGGAGAUGAAGAAGAUUCAAGAGAAGCAGAGGGAGAAGCGGGCCGCCUGUGAGCAGCUCCACCAGCAGCAACAGCAGCAGCAAGAGGAGACCACCGCUGCCACCCUGCUACUGCAGGGCGAGGAAGAAGGGGAAGAAGAUUGAUCAAACUGAAUGAAACACACACACACACACACACACGCAUACACAUACGUGUACACACACACACACACAGCCACACACAGAGAAAAUAUACUGUAAAGAGAGAAAAUAAAAAGUUAAAAAAAAAAAAAACUCCAAGGGAGCACCACCCACAGAACCUCCACCAACUGACAGUUUCUCUUCUUGACUUGCCACCCAUCGCUGGAUGUUGUCCACUUUAUCCACCAUAUAAAACAGUAAGCAGCUGCUAAAACAAAAAACAAAAAAAAUAUACAAAAAGUAAUAACAUUAUAUGAACUGUGUUUCCUACUUGAUUAAAAAAUAUAAAGAACUGAGUGUUUAUUUCCCUAAUUAACCAAGAACUUUUGUACACGUUUAAGCUAUUAUUAUUAAAAGUGUUUGCAAAAUGGUCAAGAUUAUAAUAUUGCUGAAUUAUAUAAAAAGUCCUUUUCAUGUUGAGCUAACAUUUGACUUUAGCACAAAAAAAAGAGAUAUUUUAGAACACGUAAAAUAAUAUUUUUAGUUUUUCUCAUUUUGUUACCAAAUUUCAAACCUUACAUGGAGGUUAUUAUAGUAUAUUUGACAUCCUAUAUACCUGUGAUUAGAGAUGUGUAUAUAUAUGAGGGCUAGGCAUGCUGUGUGUCUGAGCUUUGUCUAAAUGUUAUGCAGAAGUUUGUAGAGUUCAAGGUACGUAGGUUUAAUUCAUGCAAGGUAAACAAUAAGUGCUCUCUUUUAUACAAUAUGCAUUGCAUCUGGACCUUAAACAUAUAAAAUGGUCAGUGAAACUUCUGUGAACAUGAAGAAAUUAUUAAAAAAGGCAUUUAAAUGAAAUUUGCUAAGUUGU